CACUAACGUUCUGACUGUGAUACCGACAGAACACGUGAGAGGGCGUGACCUUUACAGGACUGAACCGUGUCAAACCCCUGAGUCUGGUUUCUCCAGAGAGAAAGACACACACAGAAAAGGAAAACAAAAGAAAAUUAAGCAUCAGCUUAUAUAUAAUGUUUUAUCUGUGCUCUGCUAUCAGCUGCUAAACACGACUUCCUGUGAGGAGAGAGUGUAGAGCACGGAGUUGAUUGUAAAGUACAUUCACAAUCAAGUGAAAGGAAACGGAUCAAGGAUCAUCAUUUGAAGGAAUUACCCUUUGUUAAAGCCAGAGCUGCAGGAUUUAUUCUUAGACUCGAGGCAUCUAAUCUCAGCUGUCACACUCGAGUGGUGAGAAACUGAGCAUCUCAAAGUUCCAGGCUGAGGGAGAAACCACAAGAUCGCUGUUUAUUUAUUAUUUUUUAAAAUUGUAGCAGCCAUGCAGUCAUCUGCGUUGUUCCCUAAUGCUUCCUCCUCCUACCUGGGCCCACAGGGGGAGCCGCCUCUGUCACGCACCGGCUACAUCAUUCUCUCCGUCAUCAUGGCCAUUUUCACCGGUCCGGCCAUCGUACUUAACUCCACCGUGAUUAUUGUGACUCUCAUGCACAAGCAGCUGAGGCAGCCGCUCAACUACGCCCUGGUGAACAUGGCCGUGGCUGACCUGGGAACUGCCGUGAUUGGAGGAGUGCUGUCUGUGGUCAACAACGCCCAGGGAUACUUCUCCCUGGGCAGAACAGGCUGCGUGAUGGAGGGCUUCGCGGUGGCCGUGUGUGGCAUCGCAUCUCUGUGCACAGUGGCCCUGAUUGCGCUUGAGAGGAUGUUUGUUGUGUGUAAACCGCUGGGGCUGAUGACGUUUGAAAGGAAACAUGCGGUCGGAGGAAUCGCCCUGUCUUGGCUGUGGUCACUCACCUGGAAUCUACCCCCUCUCUUUGGCUGGGGCAGGUAUGAACUGGAGGGUGUGGGGACCUCUUGUGCACCAGACUGGCACAGCCGAGACCCUGGGAAUGUCUCCUACGUCCUGGCUUACUUUGCAGUGUGUUUCGCAGUUCCGUUUGUCGUCAUCCUGACGUCGUACACAAGACUGUUGUGGACUUUACAUCGGGUGUCAAAGAUGGACUGUUUGGAAGACGGCGCAGUAGCCAAAGUAGAACUGAAGGUGGCGUGCAUGGUGGUUCUGAUGGUGCUGACGUUUCUGCUCAGUUGGUUGCCGUAUGCCGCCCUGGCCAUGCUUGUCGUCUACGACCCGGACGUGUACAUUAACCCGCUGGUAGGCACCGUUCCUGUUUACCUGGCCAAGAGCAGCACCGUGUACAACCCUCUCAUCUACAUCUACUGCAAUAAACAGUUCCGGAAAUAUGCCGUGCCCUUCCUGCUGUGUGGCAAAGAAUUGUGGGAAGAUGAAGUGUCCGAGGGAACGACCGUUAUGACGGCUAACAACAGAGUUUCGCCCGCCUGAAACGGUUGUAACGCCAUUAACAUCAAACGUAUACAAAAAUAAAAGUUUUUUUUUUGUAACAGUAACAAUUGUGCUACAAUAAAUACACAGAUAAUAAAAACCGUCCUAGUGCGUGCCUG
Messenger RNA from Cynoglossus semilaevis (tongue sole), 1593 nucleotides. Its product is annotated as parapinopsin-like. The transcript is spliced from 4 exons. NCBI's taxonomy places the organism in Eukaryota, Metazoa, Chordata, Actinopteri, Pleuronectiformes, Cynoglossidae. Gene Ontology annotation, biological process: G protein-coupled receptor signaling pathway; visual perception. Gene Ontology annotation, cellular component: membrane. The record is from RefSeq and is a predicted model, not a curated record. The coding region runs from base 458 to 1474 and encodes 338 amino acids. Gene Ontology annotation, molecular function: G protein-coupled receptor activity.